Molecule: messenger RNA, 459 nt
Organism: Mytilus trossulus (common blue mussel)
Lineage: Eukaryota; Metazoa; Mollusca; Bivalvia; Mytilida; Mytilidae
Product: poly [ADP-ribose] polymerase tankyrase-1-like
Exons: 5
Coding region: 1-459 (152 amino acids)
Molecular function (GO): protein binding
Source: RefSeq, a predicted model, not a curated record
AUGGCAAGUUGGGAUAAGAGGAAAAUAGAUUUGUUUUGCUUACAGAAACUUCUUACAGCUGCAGAAAAUGGGAAUAUAAAAAAGGUAAAAUUAUGUGUAAAGAACAGAGCUAACUUGGAAUGUAGAGAUCGUAAAUUUGGAAGGACACCAUUAACGUCAGCGGCUGUGGGAGGAAACCUGGAGGUGGUGACUUACCUGGUCACUCACGGCAGUCAGUUAGACGCUGCAUCCAAGAAUGGACAAACAGCUUUACAUCAUGCUGCUGAGUUUGGACAGAUUGAUGUAACAAAAUGUUUAAUAGAUCAAGGAUGCAGUCCUUGGGUGAAAUCAAAACAGAUUGUGAAGAAUGUGUUCUUCUUAUCGUCACAUUAUGAAGACAACUGCAAACUCUUUAUGGAAUUAUUAGAUCAUAGGGCUCACUUGAACAAACAGAAUGCUAAAUCUAGAAUUGAUCGAUAA